This is a messenger RNA of Oppia nitens, 1326 nucleotides long. RefSeq names its product glycerol-3-phosphate dehydrogenase [NAD(+)], cytoplasmic-like (gene Gpdh1). Gene Ontology annotation, cellular component: cytosol; glycerol-3-phosphate dehydrogenase (FAD) complex. The transcript is spliced from 8 exons. The coding region runs from base 57 to 1112 and encodes 351 amino acids. NCBI's taxonomy places the organism in Eukaryota, Metazoa, Arthropoda, Arachnida, Sarcoptiformes, Oppiidae. Gene Ontology annotation, biological process: glycerol-3-phosphate catabolic process; carbohydrate metabolic process. The record is from RefSeq and is a predicted model, not a curated record. Gene Ontology annotation, molecular function: protein homodimerization activity; glycerol-3-phosphate dehydrogenase [NAD(P)+] activity; NAD binding.
AAAACUGAAAGUCCGAUUUUUUAUAAGCAUUUUUUGUGUCUUGAAUCUCACACACAAUGAGUACUAAGAAGAAGGUCGCUAUUAUUGGUUCCGGCAAUUGGGGUUCAGCCAUAGCCAAGAUUAUUGGUGUAAAUGUAACAAAAUUUGCAUAUUUUGAUAAAGAAGUCAAGAUGUAUGUCUAUGAAGAGAUUGUGAACGGAAGCAAAUUAAGUGAAAUUAUUAAUACUGAACACGAAAAUGUCAAAUACCUUAAAGGACACCGACUUCCCGAUACUAUUGUAGCGGUUCCCGAAGUGGUCGAUGCAGCCAAAGAUGCAGAUAUUCUGGUGUUUGUUGUUCCGCAUGCAUUCGUUCCCAGAAUUUGCCAGAAUUUAAAAGGAAACAUCAAACCGACUGCUGUCGGCAUUUCACUUAUAAAGGGUUUCGGUGAAACACCAAACGGUGGCAUUGAGUUAAUUUCCGAUGUAAUUAAAAAUAUAUUAUCAAUUGAUUGCACUGUUUUAAUGGGUGCCAAUCUGGCCGGAGAGGUGGCCGACGAAAAGUUUUGUGAGACAACAAUUGGGAGUCGAAACAAAGAUAACGGCAUUUUAUUGAAGGAGUUGUUCCAAACGGACAAUUUCCGCGUUACAGUAGUUCCUGACACUUAUACCGUCGAGAUUUGUGGCGCUCUCAAGAAUAUUGUUGCUAUGGCUGCAGGAUUUUCUGACGGUUUGGGUUACGGAGAUAAUACAAAGUCUGCUGUUAUCCGAAUUGGACUCAAAGAGAUGAUUCGUUUCAUAAAAACCUUUUAUCCCGACGGCACCAAAGAGACCACAUUUUUUGAGUCGUGUGGUGUCGCAGAUCUCAUUACCACUUGUUAUGGCGGAAGAAACAGAAAAGUAUCGGAAGCUUUUGUUAAAUCAGACAAAUCGAUAGAUGAAUUGGAAAAGGAGUUACUCGAUGGUCAAAAACUUCAGGGAUAUCAGACCUGCUGUGAAGUGAUGACUAUGCUUAGGACAAAUGGACACAUAGAUAGAUUUCCAUUGAUUGAAGCGGUUUAUCUAAUCGGUCGCCGAGACAUUCCUCCACAAAGAAUGCUUGAAUACUUACGGCGAGAGCCGGAAGAUAUGUAAUGAUAUUAACAUUUUUUUGUAUUUUACCCUUACUUUUAAAAUUGUUAUAAUGUUAUAAAUCAGAUUAAAAACUAAUUAGUUUUAUAUAAAAUUAACAAACGGUAAGAUUUUAUUGCAACUCAAAAUACUAACGCGUAAAUCGUGCCUCAAAUCAUAAUAGGAUUAAUUUUUUGUUAACUUUUUUCAAUUAAAUUAAAUUUAGUAAAUAGGUUGU